Molecule: messenger RNA, 1890 nt
Organism: Wyeomyia smithii (pitcher-plant mosquito)
Lineage: Eukaryota; Metazoa; Arthropoda; Insecta; Diptera; Culicidae
Product: tetraspanin-18
Exons: 8
Coding region: 530-1339 (269 amino acids)
Cellular component (GO): membrane
Source: RefSeq, a predicted model, not a curated record
AUCAUCGAAUACGGUAGUGUCGUCGUUUGUUGUUGAAACGAUCGUUUUGUUGUUUUUCUGCGCUAUUCUCACAGCACAGCAAACGUGUGCGUCGUAGUUUGUGUUCGGCUGUGAAGGGUUCCAACUGUUUCUGUUUUUUUGGUGGCUCAGUCUAGAUCGAGUUCUUCGCCAGUGGAGAAGUUUCCUUUCACUUAUUUGUGUGCGUUCGUAGCAAGCAGUGCUAGGAGUUUAGUGCUUUCAGUGCUACGUGAAGCAAACCCGAAACAGUUGUCAGCGAACUGAAUUUUAUAACUUGCAGUGUUAGUGUCUGGUACGAAGGAAUUAUCAUCACGAGAGCUGAUUAGACUGUUGAGACACUGUGCUGUUAUAUUUCACUGAAUCUGGUUCUUCAAUUGUGGAUUAAACCACACUGGAUAUUUGUUGGUGUUCGUUCGUCUUCUUUUCUUUAGAGAUCACGCGCGCGUCUUUGCCGCAGCAAACAUUUUGCCAUCAUCCCCGGGCCUAGCGAAGGCAACCGCUUUCCCGCGCGAUGGGAUGCGACUGUGAAUCAUGCAUAGCAAAAUCGCUACUAUCAGUGUUCAACUUUGUGUUCUUCGUUCUUGGGUCGAUUGUACUCGGUGUAGGAAUAUGGCUGGCGGCAGACAAAUCAUCGUUUAUAGCGCUAUUGAAAAUGGUUGAAACUGAUCAAUUGGAGCACUUUACACAGCCGGCAGUGAUAGAACAGCUGGCAUAUAUGCUGAUUGUGAUCGGAGCAGUAAUGUUCUUCCUCAGUUUUCUCGGAUACUGUGGAGCGUUGCGAGAGAGCCAGUGCCUCUUGACUACGUACGGCUUGUUCCUGCUGGUGAUAUUGAUUCUAGAAGUGACGGCGUGCGGCUUAGCGGUGGCAUACAAAGACCGCGCCAAGACGGAGACCAAAAAUUACCUUCAGACGACAAUUUCCAAGUACUACUCGAGCAACGAUCGCAAUCAGUCCGACGCCGUAACACUAAUGUGGAACUAUCUGAUGUCCGAGAUGCACUGCUGCGGAGUAGAGGACUAUCGGGACUUCAACCUGUCGGACAAGUGGAACGAAAGCAAGGGCAGUAGGGUCGUACCAGAGGCGUGCUGUGUACAGUCGGCCUUGUUCGAACCGCAGGACAAAAACUGUCCCUUCGAGCCAUCGGAUAGCAAUAGCUACUAUAAACAGGGUUGUUACAACGCACUUAUCGACUGGAUUAUGUACAAUCGGAAUCUGGUUAUCAUCGUGGCCAUCGGGGUAGGAAUGGUGCAGCUGGUUGCAAUAUUCCUAGCAUUUUGUCUAUGCAAAUCGAUCGAAAAGUAUCGGGGAAUGCGGCUGUAAGGAGAACACCUAGAGUUAGGGAAAAAAAACAAAACGGACAAAAAUCGCCAACCAAAUAACUGAGGUUAAACACAAAAUUUCAAUUCUCGAAUACCGUAAGAAACACAAAUGCAUCGCAAAAAAAAUCACACUACGUUCAAAACACAUGGAUACAUUAGAUCGGUGAGAGAUACAAGCAAAACGUUUCGAUCCGAAAAAGUUGAUCGAACGUACAAGUGCACUUUAGAAGUCGAAGACGGAGCCAUCGUUAAGACGAUCGGUACAAAUACUUGAGACAGUCAUUCACAAACGUAGAGGAUAAGUUCCGAUGGAAGUCGCUGAGCACUUCCCGUUUUGGGAGAAAUUUAAGUUUUCAAUUUGCCUAACAUGCUUUAAAGUCUGUAAAAAGCAGUAAACUUGUUUAUUUUUGUUCAUGCUUUAUUGAUCAAUAUUUUAUAAGUUGUGAAAUAUGACUUCGACUAUUCGACCGUACAGUUAACGACAAUCGAUUUUUUUUUUGUUUAUCUGUUAAGGAAAUAAAUACUAUAAUUUAAUAAGAUAUACAAGGAAAA